Messenger RNA from Leishmania braziliensis MHOM/BR/75/M2904, 1698 nucleotides. RefSeq lists its product as hypothetical. NCBI's taxonomy places the organism in Eukaryota, Euglenozoa, Kinetoplastea, Trypanosomatida, Trypanosomatidae. Bases 1 to 1698 code for a protein of 565 amino acids. The transcript has a single exon. The record is from RefSeq and is a predicted model, not a curated record.
AUGCGCCUCCAACGCCAACUUCAGGACCUUCUGCAGCUGCCCCGCAACGAGGUGCAGGAGAUGCGCCAGCGUAUGCAGGACCCCGACAUCGCCAUACCACUUCUCCAGUGCUACGACGCCGUGAUACGCGAAAAGGCGGAGGAGGUGGAGCGACUGCGCAGAGAGACGGUGGGCCUGCAGACACAGCUGGAUGCGUUUCACAGGGAUCAGCUCGACGUAUCGAAUGCUGUCCGCAUGGCCGAGGAGCUCGCAAAGAAUGUACAGGACAAGGCGGCGGCAGAGGUGCAGCGCUAUCUCGAGGCUGUGCGCGAGAUGCAGGGGGAGCUUGUGCGCCUCCGCCUCGAGAUGACGCGCGCCCUUGAGGCGGAAAAUACCGCCAAACAAGAUGCGCUUCGCACGGCGGAGCGCGCAGCCUCUUUGGAGACGGCGCUGGAGGCGGCUAAGCGGGCCACCUCGAAGGCAGAGGCGGCCCGUGAGGCUGCUGAGCGGAAGGUGAGGGUGCAGGAGCAGCAUGCGGCCGAGGAGCAGACGGGUUCGGUGGUGCAAAAGACUCAGCUGGAGGUCAUGACUCAGGAGAAUGCCGCCAAGGCGCAAGAGCUGGAGCGACUCCGUGCUAAGAUGAUGCAGGCACUACGCCAGGCGAGCGACAACCACGCCGCGCACCUCCGUGUUGUAGAGGAGCGCCAUCACACGAUCGUCGAGAACUUACGCAGCGUGAACCGUACUCAGGAGAUGGAGAUGCUCAAGCUGCGUGCUCAGUUGGCCCGGUGGGACCCGACGAACCCAUCUGGGGCCUGCCGCGGCGCUGGCGCGUCCUCACCGCCUACAUCGCUGCGCCUCCAGAGCACGACAGAGCUUCUGGAGGCGCAGGCGCGGCAGGCGCAGGAAUUGGAGUUGAAGCGGCUCUACGGGGAGGUGUCAACGCUGCAGUUACAGCGCAAUGAUGCGGUGCGACAGUACGAGCAGCGCACCGCCCGCCUUCAAAGAGAUUGUGAUCAGCAGCUGCAGGAUGUACAGCGCCAGCUGCAAAGUGCACAGCGCAGCCUCGCUGAGGUGCGUUCACGGUGUGAAGAGCUUGAGGAGACCAAAGCGACGCAGGAGGCCUCGUUGCGCAAGGCGCGUGACGAGCUGCGCCAAGCCCAACAGGACGGCCAGCAGUAUCGCCUCAGCGCGGACAGUCAUGCACGCAAGCUAGCGUCUGCUCAGCAACAGCUUGCAGAGGCGAACGAGCGCCUCAGCGCUCUCCAGCGGGAGAAGCAAAGUGCUGUUCGACAGGCCCAAGAGAGGGCGAGCGAGCUGGAGUCCAACGUAGCUCAAGUACUGCAGGAGGUUCAGUCAGCGAAGGAGCGCGCCUACGUGGAGGUAGGGGAGGUGCAGCGUCGAUAUGAGGAGCUGCGGAUGCAAAACUCAAAAUUGCAGGAUGGCCUCCGCGAGCGUGAGGCUGCGCUGGCGAAGAAGGAGCGCGAGCGCAACAUCCUGGAAGUGCAGUUGGGACGGCUCGAGGAAGGCUUAGAGGCGCACAAGCGCCGGAUUGUGGAGUCGGACCGGCGUGUGCAGCAGCUGGAGCAGCAGCUGACCGAAACGCGACAGCAGCACCGCGGCAGCUUCCUGUCACUAGAGCAGAUGAAGCUGCAGAACGCGCAACUGACACGCACGCGAGAUCAGUUAGCAGAGAUGCUGCAGGGGCGUUUCUUCUAG